AUGGCAACGCCAUCGAUAACGGUCUUCCCUGACCGCAAGGUCUCCAAAAUCAACCGGAACAUCUAUUCAGGCUUCACAGAGCACAUGGGCCGCUGCAUAUACGGCGGAAUCUAUGAUCCAACAAAUCCAAACAAGGACCUCGUCGACGCUGAAGGGUUUCGAAAAGACGUGGUUGACGCCCUGAAGCCGCUCGACGUCCCCGUCUUUCGAUACCCGGGGGGCAAUUUCUGCGCCACUUACCACUGGCAGGACGGGAUUGGGCCACGAGACCAGCGUCCCUCCAGACCGGAGCUGGCAUGGGACAAUGUCGAGACGAACCAUUUCGGAACAGACGAGUUCAUGGCCUGGUGCAAGGCUGUGAAUGCCGAGCCCUAUCUCUGUCUCAAUUUCGGCACCGGCACGCUCGACGAGGCCAUGGCGUGGGUCGAGUACUGCAACGGCACCAAGGAUACCUACUACGCGAAUCUUCGACGGAAAAACGGCCACCAAGAGCCGUACAAGGUCAAGUAUUGGGCGCUGGGUAACGAGAUGUGGGGACCCUGGCAGGUCAACCAGAUGACGCAGGAAGCGUACGCGGAGCGAGCUCUUCAAUGGGCGAAGGCCCUGAAACUUCUCGAUCCCAACAUCCAGCUCAUCCUGUGCGGCAAAGAGGGCCCCACGAGCUGGGACUACCACACCCUGAAACACUGCCUGCAGCCGGCCGGCCUGAGUGACCUGGGAGAGGAGCGUGUCCCUCUGAUCGACAUGCACAGCAUCCACCUAUACACCGCGAGCGACGAUCACUACGAGAACGUGACGGCGCCGCUUGCCGCGGAGCGCAGCAUCGAAGUCUGCACGAGCCUGAUCGACCUCGCCUUCGUCGAGAACAAGAUUGGCCCGGCCCAGAAGCGGCCGACCAUCUGCUUCGACGAGUGGAACGUGUGGCUGCCCACUCGUGCCGUGGGAAGCCAGGGCGCCGAGGAGACGUACACUCUCUCGGACGCGCUGGCCGUGGCGGUGUGGUUGAACGUGCUGGUCCGCAAGUCCAAGGACGUGAGCAUGGCAUGCAUCGCGCAGAGCGUCAAUGUGAUCAGUCCGCUGAUGACCACGGAGAGAGGGACCGUCAAGCAGACGACCUGGUGGCCGUACGAGCUGUUCUGCAGGUUCAUGAAGGGCCACCAGAUCGCCGUACACCUCGAGUGCGACUCCUAUACCGGCCCAACGAAGCCGGACUGGGUGAGGGCGCUCAAACCGACGCCCUGGUUAGAUGUCAGUGCUACGCUGGACGAUGAGGGCUGGGUGACCCUCUGCGUGGUCAACAUUCACGCAGAGCAUGAUCUGAAGACGGCACUGGGAGGCCUGGAUGCACCAUCAAAUGUCGAGGUCUAUAUCGUCACAGGAGCAAAUCUUCAGGUCACAAACAUGUCUGGAAAAGAGGAGGUCGGUUUGCAGAAGUCGGAAUGGGAUCCAAGGAAGUCCUCGACAUUCGUCUUUCCAAAGAGUUCCAUCACGAUGCUGAGAUGGAAACACUCAUAG
Messenger RNA from Fonsecaea multimorphosa CBS 102226, 1515 nucleotides. RefSeq lists its product as uncharacterized. Gene Ontology annotation, biological process: L-arabinose metabolic process; polysaccharide catabolic process. Gene Ontology annotation, molecular function: alpha-L-arabinofuranosidase activity. The record is from RefSeq and is a predicted model, not a curated record. The transcript has a single exon. NCBI's taxonomy places the organism in Eukaryota, Fungi, Ascomycota, Eurotiomycetes, Chaetothyriales, Herpotrichiellaceae. Bases 1 to 1515 code for a protein of 504 amino acids.